Didymodactylos carnosus is the source of this 1307-nucleotide messenger RNA. NCBI's taxonomy places the organism in Eukaryota, Metazoa, Rotifera, Eurotatoria, Philodinida, Philodinidae. The record is from the annotation of a GenBank genome assembly.
GACAAUUGGACUAACGAUUCUACCAUGUUGAAAUUCAAUCGUUAAAAUUUACACUUCUUCUACGUGCAUCACAAAUAAUUAUUUUACUCUAUGGUGUAUUCUAUUUGCUUUUGUACGAAAAAGGUUAUCAAAAACACGAUUCAACAGUAAUAUCGGCUGUUACAUUGAAAUUAAAAGGUAUGGGUUAUGUCAACAGAUUAAAUAGGAAUGAACCAGUGGUUAUUGAUGGUACAGAUUAUACCAUACCACCAGUAGAAAAUGCUGCCGUAUUUAUUAUGACAAGUUUUAUACAAACACAUCAAGUACGUACAAGAUGUGAAGAAUCAAGACAUAUUAAACAAGCAUUCUGUACAUCAGAUGAACAAUGUGCAAAUGAAUAUCCUUAUUCUAAUAAAAGUGGUAGAUGGACAGGAAAUUGUUUGAUUAAAACAAAUGCGACAAUAGGUUUAUGUGAACUGGAGGGAUGGUGUCCAGUUGAAGAUGAUAAACAAGGAAGGGAUCAUAUUAAUGAUGCAUUAAAUUUUACAAUAUUUUUAAAAAAUUUUGUUGAAUUUCCAGAAUUUGAUGUUGUACGUAAAAAUUUUCGUUCUUAUAUGACAUCGUGUAUAUAUAAUAAAACGAAUAAGUUAUGUCCAAUAUUUCGUUUACGUCAAAUAGUUGAAGCGGUUGAAAAUGAUGAAGAUGAACGUGCGUCAAUGUUAAAACAUGGAGCUGUUAUUAGACUUAAAAUUUACUGGGAUUGUAAUUUUGAUUUAAAUGUGAGAAAAUGUGUACCUGAAUAUUCAUUUAGAAGAAUAGAUACAAAACACAAGAAUGAAAAUUUUUCUAAAGGAUUCAAUUUCAGGUUUGUAAAUAACUGGAAGGCUGAUAAUCGUUCGUAUCGUAUACUGAAAAAAGCAUUUGGCUUAAGAAUCAUUAUAAGUGUAAGCGGUGAAGGUAGAAAAUUUGAUUUAAUUACGUUAACAUUAAAUAUAGGAAGUAUUAUGGGCAUAUUUGGUGUAGCAUCAAUGAUUUGCGAAAUAUUCAUGUUACAUCUGUCUAGUCACAGCGAGUUUUAUAAAAACCUUGUUUUUGAAAAUGUUGGCAAAAUUGUAACGAGAUUAAGUAUAAACGGCAAGAAAAAUAUAGAGCAACCAAAAACAACAAAUAAUGCAACAACAACAACAACAACAGCAGCAACAGCAACAACACUAAUAACAACAACAACAGUAACAACUAAUGUUCACAAUGGUGAAUGUUUUGAUAGUGAUGAUAAAAAACUAUUACAAAGUACUAUUCGUCCAUUGAUUGUAAGUAACAGUGAAUAA